ACACUCAGGAAGGUAUUUUAAACAAAUCUGUGAAAAAAUGUUUAAUAAUAAAUUGUGUCUGUGACAUACUGUCAUCACAAAUGAAAUCAUAAAAAAAGGCCUGUUCUCUUUUACGUUUAUAAGAAUACCUUAAUUCGUGGUUAAAACUACAUAUGUAAUCACUAAUCACAAAAGACAGCUGACGGAAAAAAAUCUACAAUAAUAUUUAUUGUUAAAUGGUAUUAUGGAAUUAAGUAUGCUUUUAUUUUUGUUUACCUAAAAGUAAACCUGUAAAGUUACGACUGUUACAAAAUAGUUACAUGGUGCAUCAUAUUGCGCAAUACGUCCUUAAUCGUUGUUUACGUUUAGUUUAGUUAUAUUCCCCGUCAUCGUACUUUGGUAGAAAUUUAUAAAUAAUUUUUAUACAAAACACAGCGGAAGAACUUAAAUAAUUUCGAGACCUAUUUAUCGUUAAAAUACGUCGUAGUCCUUCAACGUAACAGUGUCGUUGAAACUCUACACCUAUUUCAAAUACAAAAUAUUUUAAAAGCUUAGUCCAUUACAAAAUUGUAAUGAACGUUUACUUAGCGAAGGCUUUGAAGUCUCUCUGUUCCAUCAAUACAUCAGCAAUGAGAUUUAAAAGCAAUGGUUUGGGUAAUUUGGGCAGUGGUGCCGGCAAAGGCGGUGGUGGUGGAGGUUCUAUCCGAGAAGCUGGUGGUGCUAUGGGUGAACGUGAAGCUGCUAACGAAGAAGAAUAUUUUUAUAUACAGCAACGACAGCAAGUAGAAAAAAUUAAAAAGGAUAUUGAAUUUCGUAAAGCAGAAAUAGAGAAAAAUAUCGAUGAAAUCACUAAGGCUAAAGCUGAACUGGACAAGAUUAUUGAUAAAUAGUAAACUUUAUACUUACCUAUUUUAUUUUUUUAAAUAAUAAAUUUUUCAAACUAGAAUUAAGA
Melanaphis sacchari is the source of this 931-nucleotide messenger RNA. Its product is annotated as ATPase inhibitor, mitochondrial. The coding region runs from base 552 to 869 and encodes 105 amino acids. Lineage: Eukaryota; Metazoa; Arthropoda; Insecta; Hemiptera; Aphididae. Gene Ontology annotation, cellular component: mitochondrion. Gene Ontology annotation, biological process: negative regulation of ATP-dependent activity. The transcript has 3 exons. The record is from RefSeq and is a predicted model, not a curated record. Gene Ontology annotation, molecular function: ATPase inhibitor activity.